Microplitis demolitor is the source of this 4105-nucleotide messenger RNA. Its product is annotated as probable serine/threonine-protein kinase MARK-B. The transcript has 4 exons. Gene Ontology annotation, biological process: protein phosphorylation. Gene Ontology annotation, molecular function: protein kinase activity; ATP binding. NCBI's taxonomy places the organism in Eukaryota, Metazoa, Arthropoda, Insecta, Hymenoptera, Braconidae. Bases 247 to 3366 code for a protein of 1039 amino acids. The record is from RefSeq and is a predicted model, not a curated record.
UUUACGUGUUUUGAUGCCUUUAUUUGUUGACUUGACUUUGAUGAUUUGUAUCAGUUUUGCAUCAAGUACUCAGUGUAUUUACUUGUCAUUCGUGUACACAAAUGUCAUCAACACAAUUUAAAACCAUGUUAAAAAAAUAAAUAAUCCAUUUAUUUAUAAAACACUUAUACAAGUUUUUAAAAUACAAUAAUUAUUUUAAUUGUUAGUGAUAACUGGACAAUAUUUAAUAAUAACUUUUAUUAAGAUAUGACAAACAAUAUUGAAGGUGAAGCAAUAAGACAAGAGUUGAGUAGCCCUCAGAGCAGAAUGGAGAAUGGGUUAGGUUACGAGCCAAUGGACGCGUCGGAACCAGAAGCUGGAGAUGCCGGAGAGGUCCAAGAAAUAUCACCGGACAGUGACCCACUUUCAGUAGAUCCCUCAGCCAUUGACAAUGAUAAUGACAAUGACACUGACACCUUUUCAAUGAAUAUCGACGUGCCAUUUGUGGAAAACGAUAACAAUAUUGAAAAUAUAUCAAACGCUUUGACAAUGAGUCCGCUGAUAGAUGAUGUGUCAGCGGAAGUUCAUUUAAACCAGUCAAUGUCGUUGGCUUCGAGCAACCUGGAGUACACGUCAGUGUCUGAGUAUCGAGAGCUUGAUAAUCCGAGGGUUGAGUGUCUGGGAGUCCGUUAUCCAGAAAUUUCGUCGGCUGAUAGAAAUAGGACAGCUGAUCAAAGAUCCAGUUCUAGUUCUAGUUCUGAUUCAAGUUCUAGUUCUAGUUCUAGUUCUUUUCCGAACGAAGUUCAAAGAGUACCUGAAGUUAAUCCUAGUCAGUCUAAUGAAUCUAACACCAGGACAUCUGAAUCAUGGAGAUCCUAUAAUGAUGAAAUUGAUUUCACGACCCUAAUACCUGCUUACGGAACUCCUGUCAGUCCGAAGUCUAUCAAGCGAGCGGGUCCUUAUAUUCUAGGGCCGCUUAUUGGAACUUCUCCAGUUAGAAGUAUCGUUCAGUGUCUAGCAAGGAAAGCUGGGACGGAUAAAUAUUAUACCAUUAAAAUAUUGACUCUCAAGGAUGACAAUGAAGAGGAAACGCAGGACGAUCGUCAAGGAAAAAUGCUGCUUCAUGCCGAGUAUUCACUACUGAGUUUGCUGCAGAAUCAGGAGGGUGUCGUUCAUCACCACGGAUUUUUUAAGGACUCGGCAUUGGAAGAAAAAACUGUUGCGAAAACUCGUAUCUACACAGGAAGAAUAGUACGAAGGCUUUGUUUGGUUCUCGACUGUCUGACAUCUCAUGAUUUCAAUCCGCGGAAUGAGGAACUGUUAAAUCUCCAGCAUCAUGUGAUACGGGAAAAAAAAUUAUCUGAGAAAGAGAGUUUGUUAAUAUUUACAGACACUGUGAGAAUCGUCGCGGAAUUGCAUAAAAGAAAUAUCGUUCAUCGUGAUUUGAAGCUGGGGAACUUGGUAUUGAAUAGGAAAACAAGAAAGGUCACGAUAACAAACUUUUGCUUGGGUAAACAUUUGGCAAGUGAAAAUGACCUUUUGAAAGAUCAACGAGGCUCACCAGCAUACAUAUCACCGGACGUGUUGUGCGGCAAACCCUACUUAGGAAAACCAUCAGACAUGUGGGCGCUAGGUGUUGUAUUAUUCACAAUGCUGUACGGACAGUUUCCCUUUUACGACAGCACUCCGACUCAAUUGUUCGUAAAAAUAAAAGCUGCGAAUUACCAAAUUCCCAUGGACAACCGGGUGUCCGAGAAAACGAUAAACUUGAUCCGCGAUCUGCUGGUUCUUCAGCCGAGUCGUCGUUUGACUGCAGUCCAAGUUCUUGAGUGUCUUUCAAUAAUAAUCUACACAUUCAAAAUUCCCGCGUCUAUCGGGGAGGAAGAGCAGGUGGUGCCGGACAUCACUGAUAUGAAGGAUGACCCAGUCGAGAAGAAAACAGAGUCAGCUGAAAAAUCAAAGUUACGUUCAUCAAACGAUCUGUUCAAGCAGAUUAAUUUCCGCGAGCAGAUGAUGAUGCUCAUGAAUCAGUCACAGAGUCCACUGGUACCACGUGGCCGUUCUUAUGGACAAAUUCCUGUGCACAGGGUUAAUUCAGAUCCCCGAGAACUUACUCCAGCUGAACUGGAGAUGUACCGGCACUUGAUUCCUAAUGACAAUCAACGUCAGCACUCCCACAGUUCCAGUCGCAGAGAUAAUGUAAUGCGAGCACGUGCUGCUACAAGAUAUCGUCCCAGUUCGCAUCCCCCACGUCAAGCUGCUUUGUCUCAAAGUCAAACACAAGCACCGACCCCAACUCAAAAUCCUGUUUCUGCUCCACAGAAUCCAGCAAAUCAAAAUCCAGCAAACCAACCUGCCGACAAUCCACCUGCUUUGAACAAUACUUCAAAUCCAAAUCGUUCAUUAAAUUGGUGGUAUCCUCAAUUAUCAACAUCUUUAAAUCCAAAUCUUCCACCACGUAGCAGCACCACCAGUACCCCAGAAACAAACACAAACAGCGGAUCAACGGCACGUAGUUCACCUCUGGUGCUGGGAGUUCCAGUAGGAGUGGGUUUACAAGGUGAGUCAAUGAUAGUAAGACCAGCAGUUGCUCCUUAUCGUGAGCCAGAUCCCAUUUUAAAUCCAGUAAAUAUAAAUAAUCAUAAUUUACCAGCUUCUCGUGAUCCCAUGAGCGCAAGAUACGAUCACGCAAGAAUGUCAAUGGCCAUUCGCGCAUCGCUGAUGAAUCGCAAUCAAAGAAAUGCUUCUGAGCAAACGCGGACAAUAUCUAGCGCCACUAGCAACCGAUCAGUGCCGAGCGGCGGCGACGAGAGUCGCAGUCACAGUCAUAGCAGAUUCCGCGAGGCCAUUGUCAAUCAGAUUGUCUCGAUACGCGCAAGGCUACAGCAGGACAGGAUCAACAACAUCGAGCGGCAGAUCGAGAGCGUGAGGAACGGGUUGAUGGGCAAUCCACGAAGCAAUUCUGUUGGUAAUAACACCAGCAGUAGUAGAUAUUCUGUUGCUAGGCGUAAUUUACUGGCACAGUCCCGGCACUUGCCUUAUAUGACCAACUUAAGAUAUUUAUCAACAAUCCGUAAUGUUUCGAAUGAUAUUUCUAGAACCAGAGCUACUGAUACCAGUGACAUAAAUCUAGAUACUGUGAUACAUAAUAAUAUUAAUCAUAAUAGUGUUAAUGAGAUGAGAAAUUCUGUUUCAAGGAACGGAAACAGUGAUAACCGAGAUAACAGAUUUUCGGUUUCAAAUUUUGCUGAUGCUUUACAGCAAAUAGCUAACAGACUUGGACAGUCAUUGCAGCAAACACAUGAGUUCAGUGAAAUAACUAGAGACUCUCGAUUAACUCAACAUGAUUCCAGUGAAUCUUUAAAUGCACGUGACCAAAAUAAUUAAAUAUCAUUGAUAAUUAUGAUAAUGAUCUAGAAGUAAAUAAGGGUAUUAUUUAUUUUCAUACUUAAAAUUUAUUCCUAUUUAACUGCUGAGCUAAAAGACUCGCUUAAAUUUUAUUUUAUUUAUGACAAAUUUAUAGUCACCCACGAGUCCAGACAUUUGCUAACUUAUGUUGACUUUAAGUCAACUAUUUGUGAUUCUGUCACUGGUUGUCAAAGUCAAUAAUAAGUUAGCAAGUUUCCAGCUGGGUCACUUCUGACUUUGAAUACAGGGCAGCUUUGAAUUGGUAUUGAAAAAUUUGUUGACAGGUAACUUUUUUUAAUAAACUUCUGGGUUCUCUUGAUGACAAUUGACGUUAAUUAUCUAGAGUUUAUUAUAAAAUUAAGACCGAGAUACAAAAAAGUAUUCAGAGCUACAAUUAAAUUUUUUUGGUACAAAAUAAAUAGAACCCAACUUUUAAAUCAUCAAUAAAUUUUGUUUUGAGUUCAAAACUCGUCAGUAUUCAGCUCCCUGUUACUUAUUUUGUUUUUUAAAUUAUUUUAAAAUCAAUAUUAUUUGUUUUUAUACUCAUUAAUCUUUAAAAAAAUUUUUAAAACUAAAAAAAAUGAAAGUAAGGGAGUAAAUACUGAUUUUCUAAAAGUUUAUUUUUAUUAUUAUUUUUUUAUUAUCAAAUUUUAUAGGAGUAAUUAAUAAUUACAAAGAAAAAAAUAAAUUUUCCAAUGGAAACUUUUUAUAAACUUUU